Molecule: messenger RNA, 2276 nt
Organism: Amborella trichopoda
Lineage: Eukaryota; Viridiplantae; Streptophyta; Magnoliopsida; Amborellales; Amborellaceae
Source: RefSeq, a predicted model, not a curated record
CAAUAUCAUUAUGGAGAGAUGUAAAGAAAGUCAAAAACUCCAACGAAGAAAUGAGCAAUUCAGCAUAAUUUUUUCUUUUUUGGACCAUGAUCAUUGUCUCCUGUGACCACGACUCCUCGGUCCUCAAUCGUCACUCUGGAGAGAGAAUGGAAAAUUCUUAGUCUCAUUUCUUUAUAAAGAGAAAAUGGAAACAUACUGAAAGUUCAAUUUUUUUUGUUAAGUGGCUUGAAGCUUCUAUUAAUGGCGGCAAAAGUUGCAGAGAGUCCAAUCCCUUCUUCAGCAGAAACAGAAGGUGAGAAUCCACUGUUGAGUGAAUUCACCUUUCCUCCAUAUGACAUGAUUGAGGCCAAGCAUGUGAGGACUGGAAUAAAGACGCUUUUGAGACGACUGGAAGAUGAUUUGGUUGAAUUAGAGAAUACCGUGGAGCCAACUUGGGAUAAAUUAGUGGUGCCAUUAGAGAAGAUAGUGGAUAAUCUCACUGUAGUUUGGGGCAUUGUGAAUCAUCUCAAGUCGGUGAAAGAUAAUGCCGAGCUCCGUUCAGCUAUUGAGGAAGUUCAUCCAGGGAAGGUCAAAUUUGAACUCAGAUUGGCACAAAGCAAACCAAUUUACAAUGCCUUUAAAGCUAUUAAAGAAUCUUCAAGUUGGCUGGCCUUGGGUAACACAAUUUUGCGGUCACAUAAUUGUUUGGACCUGCCAAUUGACAGCUAUGAAUUAAGUAUCUCAGUAUUGACACGUGAUGGCUAUGUAAGAGCUAAAGUUGUUGAUGCUUGUGAUACUGCCCAUAAAAUGAGGAAGGUGUUCGAGUUGGAUGGGAGUUUCCUAACAACUAGGGAGAGAUUUAUGUGGGAUAAGCGACUGAAAAAUAUGUUGGAUGUGAGGAUUGUUGAGAAUGAUGCGGUUCUAUCAUUCUUGCAAAAUGUGAAAGAUACCGCAUGUUGUAUGGCUGUUACAUCAGCUUUUGAAUUUGAUAUGGAAGAAUUGAAGAUUUUCUGCAGGGAACAAGGAGCUGAAGAAGCUGGUGAUCUUCAACAUUGGGACACUGGAUUUUGGAGUGAGAGACUUCGUGAAUCAAAGUAUGACAUCAAUGAGGAAGAACUGAGGCCAUUUUUCUCAUUAACAAGGGUUAUGGAAGGCCUUUUCAACCUUUCAAAGAUGCUCUUUGAUAUAGAGAUUGAAUCAGCUGAUGGCGUAUGGAAUAGCGAUGUUAGAUUCUAUUGUGUCAAAGACUUGUUUGGCAGUCCAAUUGCAUACUUCUAUUUUGAUCCUUAUUCUAGGCCUUCUAACAAGAGUGGUGGGGCAUGGAUGGAUGUGGUUGUUAGUCGAAGCCGUGCAAUGUCGCGCAGCAGUAAUUUGGCUCGGCUGCCGAUUGCUCACAUGGAUCUCUUAAUGCGAAAUAAGAAAUGUUGGGUUAUCUAUAUAUUUCUUGUAGCAGAAAUGCAUUUUGAGUUUUGCUUUCUCAUUCUUCUUCAAAUGUUGAGACUUGUCUUUCAUGAGUUUGGUCAUGCACUUCAGCAUAUGCUUACCAAGGAAGAUGAAGGGUUGGUUUCUGGCAAUCGUGGUAUUGAGUGGGAUGCUGUUGAACUGCCUUCACAAUUUAUGGAGAACUGGUGUUAUCACAGAAAUACAUUAAUGAGUAUUGCAAAGCACUAUAAAACUGGAGAGAGUCUGCCGGAGGUAGUAUAUUCCAAGCUUCUAGCUGCACGGACUUUCCGUAAGGGUACAGAACGUCUGCGUCAGAUACGAUUUGCAAUCGUUGAUCUUGAAUUGCAUACGAAGUAUCUGCCUGGUGGAUCCGAGUCCAUUUUUGAUGUCGAAACGCAGGUCAUGCCACCGUUGCUAGAGGACAGAUUUCUUUGUGUCUUCAGCCAUAUAUUUGCAGAUCAUUAUGAUGCUGGAUAUUACAGUUACCAGUGGGCUGAGGUGAUGUCUGCUGAUGCCUUUUCUGCAUUUGAGGAGGUUGGGCUUGGUAAUAGUGAGGCCAUCAAAGAAAGAGGUCACAAGUUCCGGGAAACUAUUCUUGCAUUUGGGGGAGGAAGGCAUCCACUUCAGGUUUUUGUUGAAUUUCGUGGGAGGGAACCUUCCCCGGAUGCUUUUCUCCGGCACAAUGGCCUAUUACUUGGAGACCUGUUAGUGUAAUGUAUUAGUUAUGAUGGAUAAGUUUGGGUAUGUCAUAUUAUAUAUUUUACAAGUGUCCUAAAUGCAUUAUGGCGUGUUUAUGUGAAGGGUGCGGUUUGUACAGAGUUGAGCUCUAAAGAAUCAAAAUAAAAUGCACCUUC